Messenger RNA from Carica papaya (papaya), 2373 nucleotides. Lineage: Eukaryota; Viridiplantae; Streptophyta; Magnoliopsida; Brassicales; Caricaceae. The record is from RefSeq and is a predicted model, not a curated record.
ACAAUUAAGGAAAGCGAAGAGGAGAUAGAUGGCUGUUCGUUUCUUCUGUCUGUAUCCAAUCGUUGAAUUAUGUUAGAGGGAGAAAAUUGAAUCCAUUUUACUUUUUAAGGGAGGAAGAGAAGUUUCAGAUACACAUAAGUCUGCCCAAAGACAACCACAAAAAAAGAAAAAAAAAAAAAAAAAACUUCUCUUUCUCUUCCGUUAUUCUACGCAGUUUCACACAUUGAAUUCAUCGUUUCACAUUCUCGUCUACUUCUCUCUGACCUGAAACGCUGAAUCCUCCUCUCCCCUUUUUCGCCACUAAAAUUUUCUUUUCCCUUCAAAUCCCUUAUCUGGGAACCUUAGUUCCAAGAAGUCCGAAAAUUCCAGGCAAUUUAAGAAUUUUUGAAGAUCUGAGGCUGUGAUUCAUGGGAAAUUGUUGUGCAACCCCUAGUUCUUCAUCUGAGAAGACAAAAGGGAAACACAAGAACAAACCCAAUCCAUUUUAUGUUGAUCAUUAUGCUGUAUCAAAUGGAUCUGGAGCUGCAAACAAGCUGUGUGUCCUGAAGGAUCCUACUGGUCGUGAUUUAUCUGUCCAGUAUGAUCUGGGUCGUGAGCUGGGGCGUGGUGAAUUUGGUGUUACAUAUUUGUGCACUGAUGUGAACACAGGUGAGAAGUACGCCUGUAAAUCAAUCUCGAAGACGAAGCUUAGAACUGCAGUGGAUAUAGACGAUGUGAGGAGGGAAGUGGAGAUAAUGAAGCAUCUUCCUAGACACCCAAAUGUGGUUUCACUAAAAAACACUUAUGAGGAUGAUGGUGCUGUUCACAUUGUAAUGGAAUUGUGUGAGGGAGGUGAACUGUUUGACAGAAUUGUUGCACGAGGGCAUUACACUGAACGAGCAGCAGCAGGGGUUAUGCGGACAAUUGUAGAAGUUGUACAGAUGUGCCACAGGCAAGGAGUCAUGCAUCGGGAUCUCAAACCAGAGAACUUUCUCUUUGCAAACAAGAAGGAAGCAGCUGCCUUGAAGGCAAUAGAUUUCGGGCUGUCAGUCUUCUUUAAACCUGGUGAGAGAUUUAAUGAGAUAGUGGGAAGUCCUUAUUACAUGGCUCCAGAGGUUCUCAAACGCAAUUAUGGGCCAGAGGUUGAUGUCUGGAGUGCUGGAGUUAUCUUAUAUAUCUUACUUUGUGGUGUUCCACCUUUCUGGGCAGAAACUGAGCAAGGGGUGGCUCAGGCAAUCAUUCGCUCAGUGAUUGAUUUUAAGAGGGACCCUUGGCCCAAAGUUUCUGAUGCUGCAAAGGACCUUGUGAAGAAAAUGCUUAAUCCUGACCCAAAGCGACGUCUUAUUGCUCAAGAAGUACUUGAACAUCCUUGGUUACAGAAUAUCAAGAAGGCUCCAAACGUUCCACUUGGGGAGACUGUGAAAGCAAGGCUAAAACAGUUUUCUGUUAUGAACAAGUUGAAGAAAAGAGCUCUCAGGGUGAUAGCCGAGCACUUGUCUGUAGAGGAAGUGGCUGGCAUAAAGGAGGCAUUUGCAAUGAUGGACACUUGCAAAAGAGGCAAGAUAAACAUUGAUGAACUGAGGAUUGGGCUGCAAAAGCUUGGCCAACAAAUCCCUGAUGCAGAUCUUCAAAUCCUAAUGGAAGCUGCUGAUGCUGAUGGUGAUGGGAGUCUGAAUUAUGGAGAGUUUGUGGCUAUUUCAGUUCAUCUCAAAAAGAUGGCUAACGACGAACACCUGCAUAAGGCUUUUGCUUUCUUUGAUCAAAAUCAGAGUGGUUAUAUAGAGAUGGAAGAGCUGCGUGAUGCCUUGAAUGAUGAAGUUGAUACCAGUAGUGAGGAAAUUAUCAGUGCGAUUAUGCAUGAUGUUGACACAGACAAGGACGGACGAAUAAGUUACGAAGAAUUUGCUGCAAUGAUGAAAGCUGGCACAGAUUGGAGAAAAGCAUCUAGGCAAUAUUCCCGGGAAAGAUUCAACAGUCUGAGCUUAAAGUUAAUGAGAGAUGGAUCUUUACAGUUAGCCAAUUGAAGGUAGUUCAGAAAGGUCAACUAGAAAAAAGUAAAGAUAACAUUCAUGUUGCGGGAUAAGAAACAGAGAGGAAAAUUCCUUCUUUUUUUUUUUUUUUUCAAGGUUGUGAGUUUAUGAAAAUUGUAUUGUCUGUUUCUUCAAUUAUUUGCCUACAGAACCUCAGUUAGGUAGGUUUAGGUUGAUUGUCGUAGUGGUUUAAAUAGCCAUGUUUAGAAGAUGUUUUCCUAAAAGAGUGCAGUAGGAGAGUAAAGGAAGUGUAUUAGGAGGGAAGAAAUGUUAUUACAAUGGAUGAUCGUAUGUGGUUGUAAAUAUAUUAAUUAGGCUAACAGGCCUCUUUUAUUAAAUAUAUGUUUCUCCAGCAAUUCAAGUA